AUGUCGGCAAUAUUAUACGUUAAAUGGAACGGAAAGAGGUUUCCUGUAGAGUUCACUGGUACAAAAGAAUUACAGGACACAACAGUUCGUGAACUCAAAGCAACCUGUCACCACAUAACGGGAAUCGAUCCGAAAUUCAUGAAGAUCAACGCUUUUGGUGCGUACAUGACACAAGAUGAUUUACCUCUUAGUGCUUAUGGACUUCGAUCGGGUUGCUUUAUUACUUUAAAAACUAUGGUAAAAUACAGAUUUUCAUCCUUGAAAAAACUUGCCUUUCAGGUUUUAAACUUUUGA
Messenger RNA from Mycotypha africana, 294 nucleotides. RefSeq lists its product as uncharacterized. NCBI's taxonomy places the organism in Eukaryota, Fungi, Mucoromycota, Mucoromycetes, Mucorales, Mycotyphaceae. The record is from RefSeq and is a predicted model, not a curated record. The coding region runs from base 1 to 294 and encodes 97 amino acids. The transcript has 2 exons. Gene Ontology annotation, molecular function: protein binding.